UGCAGGGGUCCAGGAGGUGGCAACAGGAAUAGCUGGAACCUGGACCUGGAAACGCUUCUGGGAGGGGUUGGGGGCCGAGGAGGGUGUGGUCGUGUCUGGUAUGGGAUGCUGUGGCCAGGAGCGGGCGCUCCUGGGCAGAUCUGUGGGUGGUUCCUUUGAGGAAUCCUCUUUUUCCCCCUUGCCCUUUGAUUUGCUGAAGAGAGAGUCCUCAUGGUCUCUGUCCAAGUUCUGGAAACCUUCUCUUUGGGUGGGCUUAAUCACCUACGACGUCAUUGUAGAACUGCCCGGGGCCUCUUCUGAUACUGGGUACAAACGUGGGGACUAUGUCAGAAAAGAGAAAGCCGCCGCUGGGCUUCGUGGGCAAACUCCCCAGUGGGACUGCCCUUGGGAACUCAGGCAAGACGCACUGCCCUUCGUGCAUGGGGCUGUUCAAAGCCCCCAGGCUCUUGCCAUGUUUGCACACAGUUUGCACCACGUGUCUGGAGCAGCUGGAACCCUUCUCAGUAGUGGACAUCCGAGGGGGAGACUCUGACACAAGUUCUGAGGGGCCAAUAUUCCAGGAACUCGAGGCACAGAGCCUGCAGCCGCAGAUCGGCAUCCUGUGUCCGGUGUGUGACGCUCAGGUGGACCUGCCCACGGGUGGAGUGAAGGCUUUAACCAUAGACCACCUGGCCAUGAAUGAUGUGAUGCUGGAGAGCCUGCCUGGGGAAAGCCAGGGCCUGGUGUGUGACCUGUGCGGCGACAGGGAAGUGGAGAAGAGGUGUCAGAUCUGCAAAGCCAAUCUCUGCCACUUCUGCUGCCAGGCUCAUAGGCGGCAGAAGAAAACAGCUCACCACACCAUGGUGGACCUGAAGGGCUACAGCCGGAUAGGGAAAGCCAUCCUGUGUCCUGCUCACCCUGCGGAGGAGCUCAGGCUGUUCUGUGAGCUGUGUGACCGGCCCGUGUGCCGGGACUGCGUGGUGGGGGAACACCGCGAGCACCCCUGUGACUUCACCAGCAAUGUGAUCCACAAGCACGGGGACUCCGUACGGGAGCUCCUCAGAGGCACCCAGCCCCACGUGGAGGCCCUGGAGGGAGCCCUGGCCCAGAUCAGAGAGACACACAGGGCCCUCCAGGAGCGAGUGGAGGCCGUGGCAGCCGAUGUCCGAACAUUCUCGGAGGGCUACAUCAAGGCCAUCGAGGAGCAUCGGGACAGGCUGCUGAAGCAGCUGGAAGAUAUCCAGGUCCAGAAAGAGAACGCCCUGCAGCUGCAGAAGGCACAGCUGGAACAGCUGCUGGCGGACAUGCGGACUGGAGUGGAGUUCACUGAGCACCUGCUGACCAGUGGCUCGGACCUGGAGAUCCUCAUCACCAAGGGGGUGGUGGUGGAGCGGCUCACCAAGCUGAACCAGGUCGGGUACAGCGCCCGUCCCGGCGUCAACGACAGGAUACGCUUCUCCCCUCGGGAGAAAGCAGGCCGGUGCCGUGGCUAUGAAGUCUAUGGGGCCAUCAGCACCCAAGAGGUCGACCCGGCCAAGUGCGUCCUUCAAGGAGAAGAUCUCCAAAAAGCCCGGGAGAAACAGACCGCCUCUUUCACCCUGUUCUGCAAGGACGCAGCGGGAGAGAGCAUGGGCAGGGGAGGAGACGACAUUCGCGUCACCGUGGUCCCUAACGAUAAGAAAGACAGCCCAGUGAGAACGACGGUGCAAGAUAACAAGGACGGGACGUACUACGUCUCCUACACCCCCAAGGAGCCUGGCGUCUACACUGUUCUGGUCUGCGUCAAGGAACAGCACGUGCAGGGCUCACCAUUCACCGUGACCGUGAGGAAAAGGCACCGCUCACACCCGGGCGUGUUUCACUGCUGCACGUUCUGCUCCAGUGGAGGCCAGAAAACUGCUCGCUGUGCCUGUGGAGGCACCAUGCCAGGUGGGUACCUAGGCUGCGGCCACGGACACAGAGGCCACCCAGGUCGUCCCCACUGGUCAUGCUGUGGGAAGUUUACCGAGAAGUCGGAAUGUACGUGGACGGGUGGGCCGAGCACAGCAAGGAGUCUGCUCAGGACCGUGGCGCUCUGACGUGUCCUGGGCCAGCCUAUGAAGCUGCAGCCAGCACAGCCUCAGAUUCCCAGAGGACCCCAGACCCCGAUUAAUCUUCAAGAAACUGACAGAAUUAAAAACAAAGUGCCUUAGCUGUACUCUCGGGUUCAAGUAAUUUUUGUGAGUCAUUCACUGUGCGGACAGCUGAGCCCGAGAGACCACCCCUGGAUUCUUUCUCUUGACGAUCGGUUGACAGUGUUUUCUCCACCAGGGGAGGCCGCCUGCUGCCUUGUACAGGUAUGGAGGUACUUGUGCCGCUGAAACAGAGAUCACGGGAGCAGUCUGGCUCCUUUUUGAUAAUUAACCUUUUUGAUUUCUCCCUGAGCUGCAUGUUAGGUAUUUUCCUCAGAAAUAAAAACCCCUCUAUCAUGUCCACUUUUCACUAGCACACUUUACAUGGAUUAUACUGUGAUCUUGCUGUUUAGGUGGAGGCCCCCCUCUCCCCACUCUGUGCCAUGUUCACCUUAUACCGCCCCCCAGAGCCUAGAAUACUAUUUGGUAAGGGCGCACAAGGAGUAGGUCAAUGAAGGGGAAUGAUGUUGAAAUAGAAGCUCAGAAAUUCACUGCAGUUCAUCUCACGCCAGGUAAUCGAGGUACCCUCAUCCUCCUCACAUCUCUCAAUGCUCUUUGAAAAAUUAAAAAAUAAAAAUAAAAAACAAAGGACUUUAAGGGCCGACCGAGUGGCUCAGU
Molecule: messenger RNA, 2768 nt
Organism: Hipposideros armiger (great roundleaf bat)
Lineage: Eukaryota; Metazoa; Chordata; Mammalia; Chiroptera; Hipposideridae
Gene: TRIM45
Product: tripartite motif containing 45
Exons: 6
Coding region: 324-2057 (577 amino acids)
Cellular component (GO): nucleoplasm
Molecular function (GO): zinc ion binding; ubiquitin protein ligase activity; protein binding
Source: RefSeq, a predicted model, not a curated record